Dendrobium catenatum is the source of this 1298-nucleotide messenger RNA. Its product is annotated as expansin-A10-like. NCBI's taxonomy places the organism in Eukaryota, Viridiplantae, Streptophyta, Magnoliopsida, Asparagales, Orchidaceae. The record is from RefSeq and is a predicted model, not a curated record. Bases 78 to 905 code for a protein of 275 amino acids. The transcript has 4 exons. Gene Ontology annotation, biological process: plant-type cell wall organization. Gene Ontology annotation, cellular component: extracellular region.
AUUUAUUAAUUUGAGAUAUUAUAUUCCUUGCUUCUUCCCCCCCCCCAUCACUUCCCUAGCUCCAUUCACUUCUAUAAAUGCACCUCUCCUUCCACAUGGUUUCCUCACUUUUCUCCUUUCAACCUUUCCUGGGCAGGCUUUCAUUUGAAAAGCCUCUGGAAAUGGAGUCUCAUACUUUCAUUAUCAUCUCUGUUCUUUCAAUCCUCAGAGCUGUUCAUGGAGGAGGAGAAGGAUGGAUAAAUGCUCAUGCCACCUUCUAUGGCGGUGGAGAUGCCUCUGGAACUAUGGGAGGAGCUUGUGGCUAUGGAAAUCUGUACAGUCAGGGUUAUGGGACUAAUACUGCAGCUCUUAGCACUGCCUUGUUUAAUAAUGGACUGAGCUGUGGAUCUUGCUAUGAAAUUGUGUGCGCUAAUGACGGACAAUGGUGUCUUUCUGGUUCUAUAAUUGUUACUGCAACCAAUUUAUGCCCACCAAACUUUGCUCUUCCGAAUAAUAAUGGUGGUUGGUGUAAUCCUCCAUUGGAGCAUUUUGAUCUCUCUCAGCCUGUUUUUCAGCGUAUUGCUCAUUAUAAAGCUGGAAUUGUUCCUGUUCAGUAUAGAAGGGUCCCCUGUGUUAAGAAAGGAGGUAUCCGGUUCACCAUCAACGGUCACUCCUACUUCAACCUUGUUCUCAUCACCAACGUCGCCGGCGCCGGUGAUGUGGUGGCUGUGUCCAUUAAAGGUUCGAACACCGGUUGGCAGUCAAUGAGCAGAAACUGGGGUCAAAACUGGCAGAGCAACAGCUAUCUUAACAGUCAAUCUUUAUCUUUCAAAGUCACGACAAGCGACGGCCGGUGUGUUACCUCCAUGAACGUUGCUCCUUCCUCCUGGAGCUUCGGCCAGACUUUCUCAGGUGGCCAGUUCUGAGAAGCCAAUAUUCAUUAUUCUAUCUUACUCUGUCUCUCUAACUCUACCAUUACUAAUAGUCUCAAGGAUUUUUGUGUCAUGAUGAAAUUGCCGCUUUGAAAUGGCAAUCGAUCUAUGACCUUUAUCUUACUAAGUUAAGUCCUUCUUGUUCUCUCCAUCUUGCCUUAUAUAUAGUGGCAGAGGAGGGCGCCACAUUAUAGAGUGGUGAAAGAAGUCAUUUUUAUUAGGUUUUGAUUUUAAUGGCGUGGUGGUGAGGAUUGGAAUGGCUGAGGUGAACUGUUUGUCACCCGCCCAUGACAUCGAUCUACUUCUGUUGUAUGUACUGGUUAUUUGUAAUGUAAUAUGCGUUUUCUGGGAUGAUUAAUAUAUUAAAUUCUUAAGAGCUUCAAGAUA